CCGGGCUGCAAGGUGCCGAGCCGAGCCGCGCCGAGCGGUGCCGAGCUGAGGCGAGCACAGGCUCUGCUUUCUCCUUGGAGGCCAAGCCAAAGCAGAGAGCCGCCUGGGAUGAAGGUCCUCCUUCUGCUCCUUCUCUCCCCCUUUCAAGGGGUGGGAGCCAGCAGCCGUCGGGAAGAGGACUUCCGCUUCUGCGGUGACCGAAACCAGACCCAGAGCAGCUCCGUCAUCUACGAGCAUGGCCCCGCCACCAUCUCCAUUGAGAACACGGCCCAGGCGCUGAUCAUAAAAAGGCCCUUUUUGCCAAACAGGAGAAACUCUUACUACAAGUACAGCUUGCCCCCUGCUUUGGGCAGGUACCGCUUCUGCGUCUACUGGUUCAAGGCCAACAGGACCCUGAGGCUGGUGUACGGGAAGCAGAGCUUCCUCCUGGGUGGAGACCAGUCCAGCAGCAUCGGCCGGGGGAAGGAGAGUCAGAAGACUGAAAGAACCAACACCUCCAUCUUCAAUGUGUCCUACAUCUCAAAGGGUGGGAAGAACACCUCCCUUGACAGUGCAUCUGAAUACUUCUUCCCUGCCUCUCCAGAGAGGAUGCCUGUCUGGGAGCAAGACGUGGAGGAGCAGCUCACCGCUUUGGACAGCCUCAUCGCCCAGCCCCUGGCACUGGCCACGGGAGCCAUGGAGCAGCGGAUGCUUCGGCGCAAACUUGGGGAGCUGGAGAAGACACUGGCCAGGGUGGAGCUCGAAGGGCAGAACCAGACCUUCGGGAAGGCCACCGUGCAUGCGACUGUCCUGAGGGUCCAGCCCACUCAGGCUCCUCGGCACCUGGCCUUUGCUUCCCAAAGAGAGGAGGGUGGAGAGGUCCAUGGGUUCACAGUGGACCUGCCGAGCAGCCUGUUCAUGGUGGCGAAGAAGAGGGAGGAGGGCGUGGAGCACAGGGUGCUCCUCAUGGACAUCAACAGCCAGACCAUGUUCCAGGAUGAAAACAGCAGCCACGUCCUGGGUGACAAGGUGGUGGGCAUCUCCCUGGUGGACAUGGUGGUGGCCAACCUCUCCGACCCAGUGGUCCUCACUUUCUUCCACGACCAGCUGCCGAGGAAUGUGACCCCGCUGUGCGUCUUCUGGCAGGAGGACACCACCGCCAGCUCUGGGAGCUGGGACAGCUACGGUUGUACAACAGUGAUGGGAGGCAGCCAGACGGACUGCAGAUGCAACCACCUCACCUACUUUGCCGUGCUGAUGGUAUCCUCCCCGGAGAUCACCUACAUACACAGGGAUUACCUGAGUAUCAUAACCUACAUUGGCUGCCUGAUCUCAGCUUUGGCAUCUAUUUGCACCAUCUUCUUCCUCUACUUCAGAAGCAAGCAGCGAGACCAGAUCACGAGCAUGCACAUCCACAUGAACCUGCUGGGUGCCAUCUUCCUCCUGGACGUCACCUUCCUCAUCUCUGAGCAUUUGGCUUCCAGCAGCAGUGAGGCGGUCUGCAGAGCCGGGGGGCUGUUCCUGCACUUCUCCCUCCUGAGCUGUCUCACCUGGAUGGGCAUCGAGGGCUACAACCUCUACCGGCUUGUGAUCGAAGUCUUCAAUGCCUACCAUGACCACUUCCUCCUCAAGCUCUGCCUGGUGGGCUGGGGACUCCCCUUCUUCUGCGUGACGCUGAUCUUCCUGGCUAGCUGGACGAACUACGGCCCCUUCUCCAUUCCUGUCUAUGAAUCCGUUGGCGGCAAAUCCACCAAUGCAACCAUAUGCUGGAUCACAAGCCCCCUGAUCCAUAACAUCGUGAACCUGGGUUUCUUCAGCCUGGUGUUCCUCUUUAACUCAGUCAUGCUGGGGGCCAUGGUCCGGGAGAUCCUCCGGCAGAACAAGAAAGGCCACAAGCUCAAGCAUGUCCUAGCUCUCUUUGGGCUGAGCAUCCUGCUGGGCAUCCCCUGGGCGCUGGUCUUCUUCUCCUUCACCUCCGGUGUCUUCCGCCUCGUCUCCCUUUACAUCUUUACCAUCAUCAACUCCCUCCAAGGUUUCCUCAUCUUCCUCUGGUACUGGACCAUGGUGCUGCAGGCGAGAAAGUCCACUGACUCGCAGAGCAGCUCCGACAGCAUCAAACUGCAGCCCAACAGCAGCUAGAGCCACCUUGGCUGAGCCCUGCGAUGGCCGCACCGCACCGGGGCUCCCUGCACAGAGGAUGGCCGUGGGAAGGACUGAUGCCAUCUGCUUUGCUACCGCACCUGCCUCACAGGGCUGCUAGGAGCCCAGGGACCUACAGCGGGGCCAGCUGCCCCUUGCCUCUGCUGGCCCCCUCCCCAAUUUUCCCACCCACCACAUCCUGCCAGGCAGUGGCGCAUCCCUUCCUUGGCUUGGCAUCCUUGGGGCAGGAGGGAGGGAUGCUUGCCCAGGCAGCGGGGGCUGCAGAAUGUGGAAGGGGCAGGGACAGGGUCCCUGGUGCCUCUGGACAUCCCCUCCUGUGCCCCGAGGCCAGGGAUGAUGGGUGGGAAAGGCCCCAUCUUCAGCCCUUGCUGCUGAUCACUGAGAGGGUCCUUCCCCAGUGAAGACAGAAUAACUGCCCCAGUGACACCCUCUAGCAGCUGAAAUAAUCUAUUUUUGUUAUUUUGUUGAAUGUAUAUUUUUGGAUGGUGUAGAAGUUUAAUGAGCGCGCCUGCACACCAGACUUGUGCCCAUUAAAGUUGUUCCUGCUUGGA
Messenger RNA from Harpia harpyja (harpy eagle), 2690 nucleotides. RefSeq names its product adhesion G protein-coupled receptor G1 (gene ADGRG1). NCBI's taxonomy places the organism in Eukaryota, Metazoa, Chordata, Aves, Accipitriformes, Accipitridae. Gene Ontology annotation, cellular component: membrane. Gene Ontology annotation, biological process: cell surface receptor signaling pathway; adenylate cyclase-activating G protein-coupled receptor signaling pathway. The record is from RefSeq and is a predicted model, not a curated record. Bases 109 to 2118 code for a protein of 669 amino acids. The transcript is spliced from 14 exons. Gene Ontology annotation, molecular function: heparin binding; G protein-coupled receptor activity.